Molecule: messenger RNA, 943 nt
Organism: Chelonoidis abingdonii (Abingdon island giant tortoise)
Lineage: Eukaryota; Metazoa; Chordata; Testudines; Testudinidae
Gene: TMEM208
Product: transmembrane protein 208
Biological process (GO): vacuolar protein processing
Cellular component (GO): intracellular membrane-bounded organelle
Source: RefSeq, a predicted model, not a curated record
GUCCCUUCCGCUUCCGGUGACGCGAGCCCGGGGCCGGAAGCUGCGCUAGUGCUGAGUUGGUGUCGCUGCUGCCGGGGGCGCUGGAGCCGCAAUGGCGCCAAAGGGGAAGGUGGGAACAAAAGGGAAAAAGCAGAUUUUUGAAGAGAACAAGGAGACGCUGAAAUUCUACCUGCGGAUCAUCCUUGGUGCUAACGCCAUUUAUGCAGUUGUGAACCUGGUGAUCUUCUACGCAACAGCCUCCUCCUGGACCUGGGUUGCGUUUGUGUUUAGCAUGGUGAUCUACGGUGCCAGUUACCGCUCCAUGAGCUCCAUGGCAAAGGCCUCUUUCACUGACGAUGGCAACCUUGCCGACGGGGGAAUUGACCUGAAUAUGGAGCAGGGGAUGGCAGAGCACCUCAAGGAUGUGAUCUUACUGACUGCCAUUGUUCAGGUGCUCAGCUGCUUCUCCCUCUAUGUCUGGUACUUCUGGCUCUUGGCACCAGGACGGGCUCUCUAUCUCCUGUGGGUGAACAUCCUGGGGCCCUGGCUCACGGCCGACUCUUCAGCUGCCACCCAGGAGCCAAAUGAGAAGAAGCAACGCCGCCAGGAGCGCCGCCAGAUGAAGCGCUUCUAGCUACACAUGUGGGGGUGGAUUAGAUCUAAUUCACCAUCCCCACCUUGUUACUUCAUCAGGGAUGCGAUUUAAACCAAUCAGAAACCAUCACAGUGUCUGUCACCCUCUCUUCAAUCCAUUCCACUAUAAAGGCUGCCAGAGACUUCCCUUGACUGCUUCUGAUAGUCACAUCAGGGGCUGCUCCACCACUUGGGGCCUUACUUGACAAGGGGGAGGGAGGUUGCAAUGGGAUAUGUGUAAAUAGCUUUUUCAAGCAAUGGUGUAAGGAGUUUGGGGAUUGGAAUUGCCUUGUUGGAGGAAAUAUAUUAAAGAGGAGAAUCUAAGCGCUGG